AUGCGGGGAUCCCUGCCUGGGCUACCUGGAUGUCGAGAGUUCGUUCUCAAAAUUUUAAAUGACGUAGAAACCAGCAAAGAAUAAUUUAUAGAGAUUCAGUGUAGAACAUGGGUACAUAUGCUCCACCCCAGUCAAGUCCAUUCUCAAGACACACUUUGUAAAGUGCAAAAUCCCCAGAAUCUACCAACCUAGCAUUGCUCACUCAGGGCCUGUUCGUGUUUCCAUAGCAACAGACCAAGAUAGUAAUGGUAUCUCUUUGGAGACCGGUAAUAUUCCUUUAACCGUUAAAAAUCUUAGAAACCUCGUUCAUGGAAUAGAGAUUUAUAACGGCGAUGAAUACUCUAAGGAGGAAUUCCUGGUGUGUGCUGUUUUCCUUUUGAACUUUGUACUAGGUGAAGUAUUGAAUGAAAUACCGCUGAACACUCAACUGCUGUUUACUGCAGAAAAGGUCGUGGGCAGCAUGGAUCGGAAUUUAAAGGUAGGAGAAAAUAGACACCUUGUUGAUAUUUCAAAGGAAUCACAAACAAACAAAAAAACUAAAUAAGCCUAAACUAAGCACUAUUAACCUUAAGCUAAAAGUGACCAGAAUAUAUUUUUCCUUACAAUAUCACCCCUAAAUCAAACAUUAAGGUCAUGAGAAUGAAGGAAGUGAUCACCAACAAAAGAAGCUCUUGAUCUUAAACAAAUUCUCCUCGUGAGCACCUCAGGAAACGUACAGAGAACAAUAUGGAGAUUUUGCAUUGUAGGUGUGAAGGGUUAAUAUUCUCGAACGAUACUCAUGGGUGAUAACAAAAUUGUUAAGCUUGAAGGCAACAUAAAUUAGAGGUGCGACUUAGUGCGCGCGCACAUUUUCAAUUUAUAAACGCCAUGCUGACUAGAUCCAACAAGAUGAAAACAGCUAUCAGAGGUUCCUCUCGGUCUUCAUUCAGAGUGUUUGUGCUACCGUUGUCGGGUUAAAUUUUCUUCUAUGAUCAGCCACUGCAGUGUACUUAACAAAUAGAGAAGCCUUGACUGUGCUCUGUUCUGUUAUAAAGCACGCAGGAAGCGGCUGGAGCACGAAAGAAGUGUAGGGAGAAACACGAGACGUAGUCGAGUGUUUCUUCCCACUUCUUGAGUGCUCUAGCCGCUUCCUAAGUGCUUUAUAACAGAACAGAGCACAGUCAAGGCUUCUCUAUUUGUUUUAUAAUAAAGAAUCCGUUAAAUUCCCCAUGUAUUACUUUCAAUUUUCAAAACAAACUUUAUUUCCAAAGCGAAGAACAGUGUCGUCAGCAUGCUCUAUACUCUCAUAGAGCACGCUACAAUAAGCCAAUCAGAAUCCCUGUUAGAAUGGUUCAAAUAAUCUGAUUGGCUGUACAAGACAAAAGCUGUCAAAAGUGUCAAACCAUCAAAGUUCAAAAACCAUCAAAGUUCACACUCUGCGAUAGUUUACAAACUAAAAUAAUUCGGCAGGUCGAAUUUAACGCUUUUGCCUGAAGUUUUUCAUUCAGAAUCUUGAAGUGAAAUGUUCAGUGAACUUCAGCCGAAUUAUGGCUCAUAAAAACACGCGGGUUUUUUCACAUGACAAGGUAGAAAACAAACUGUUCAAGGCGAGUGUUUUUUAAAUGAAUGACAGCCGAAUUCACCGGAACAUGAAGAUCGCUCGGGAUGACAGCGCCGCAAAACUCGGCUGCAGUGACUGAAGUGACUUUCCACUCAACACAUUGGAAAGGAUAUCAGAGCGAGCUCUUAUUUUUUCACUCGAAGGGCGGCAUGAUAAGUGAGUCGCGAUGGACUUCAGCAUGAUCAUAUUUGCUCAGACACCGUCAUGAUUAGUAUGAAUUUUAAAAAUUAUGCCAGUUUGAUUAUAUUUUUCAUCAUUUCUGUUUUGUUCUGUUUUGUUUUUGAACUCUGAACUUUAUAUACUAUACGAGUGUUGGCUGUGUUUGAUUUUCAUUACCGUACGUAAGCUUGCUAUCUAACUGAGCGUGAAAAUCUUUAAAACUCGGAAUGUCUAUUUUGUUUUUCCUUUGAGGAUUUUCGUAUCUGCCCACGUUUUAAUAACGUAAAUAACGGCGCCUGGUAUGUUUACAAACCUUUCUUUGGUUCUUCUGUUACUACUUGCCGGCUCGCUUGUUCCGAAAUUUCACUUUCAAUUAUCGGAAAAAAGCUAAAAAGAAGUCCCGGAAAAGGUCGAACAUGGUACAAUUUGGCAGAUGGCGUGACAGCUUUAGCUCAGUUCUAUGCUCUAUACUCUCAUAGAGCACGCUCUUUCAACCAAUGACAGCGCGCGUUAUAUCCGAACUUUAUUAUAGCAUUAUUUAUGCCACUUUCUCUGUUCGAUAUGCUCAAGGAAAAUCAGAUUACUCUCAUUAUCGUUAUUACCAUUGCCGUUAUGAUCAUUUGAGCAAUUCAUUUCCGAUUGAAUGACGAAAGCAAUCCGAUACUGCAUUAGUUAUGCUUAACCUCACUCUGUGAUUGGUCCAGAAAAGUCGCGCCACUGGCCACUCUAGCAACCAAUCAAAUACUGAACUAAAAUGACAAGGACGCAUCGAAACCAGUCGCUAGGCACUUUAAUCUUCCUAAUCAUUCUAAACAGCAUAUGGCAAUUUGCGGCCUUUCCUUACAUCUAGGCAGUUCGGAAAGCCGUAAAACACUAGAACAAAAAUUUAUAUUCCAAAUCGGCACCCUUAAUCCCCACGGAAUCAACGAGCGCUUUUCAUUCAACUAAUUUAUUCCUGUUCUCUCGUCACCAUAUUCCCACCAAUGGCGUAACUCCACUUUCUGCAUAUAAACCCACACAUAACCCACAAUUCCUCUAAUCGCUCUGACAAGGGGCUAACGCUCGAAACGUCAGCUUUUUUACCCUUUACGGUGGCUAAUUUACGUUUUCAACCCAGUUGUUAACACUAAAUUACCUGAAAUACUGAACUAAAGCGGUCCUCCGCGUUUCCCGCGCAUAAUAAGGCAGUUUGGUUGUGUUUACUUUGAGUUGUCAUUGGCCUUUAGGUAUUGUUCCUUCCCCUGAUUGGCCGUUUUGAUAACUUUGGUUUUGGUUUUACAACAAUCAAUCGAAGAGCAGUCUGUUAGUAUUAAUACUCAUAGCAAGUAAUUUAGUGUUAACAACUGAGUUGAAAACGUAAAUUAGCCACCGUAAAGGGUAAAAAAGCUGCCGUUUCGAGCGUAAGUGUAACCGCCACUAAAGCAAGGUUAUCCUGUAUUUUAGCAACACAGGUACAGCCUAGCCCUUCGUCAAUCGCUCUGACGAAGGGCUAACGCUCGAAACGUCAGCUUUUUUACCCUUUACGGCGGCUAAUUUACGUUUUCAACUCAGUUGUUAACACUAAAUUACCUGCUAUACUCUCCCACCGACGCAGCACCACAGUUUCUUUAGAAACUUACCUCUUUAUUAAUAUUCAUAGUUACAUAAGCCGAUAUAUAUUUAAGUUGCCGAUGCUGUCUUGAUAAAAUCUUACAUCAUCUGUUUAUUAAAACAACUAGGAUUUCGUCUAUGCAAAGUUGGAGCGUCCAAACUUUAGCUGGGACUUGUCGAGAGUUGAUGAGAAAAUUCAACCUUGUCCUGAAGCUGUUACUGAUCCUCAUCAUGUUGAAAUGGUUCGAGAGGUUUGUGAAGCUUUUAGAAAGAAUGUGAAACCAAAACUACAUCUCUUACCCAAGCAAAUCAUCCACGGGGAUCCAAAUUACACCAAUCUAGUAUUUUCUUCCCGUUAUAAGCAUUGUUCUCAGUAUUCGGUGCAAGAUAUUGCUUUCAUAGACUU
Molecule: messenger RNA, 3755 nt
Organism: Pocillopora meandrina
Lineage: Eukaryota; Metazoa; Cnidaria; Anthozoa; Scleractinia; Pocilloporidae
Source: the annotation of a GenBank genome assembly